AUGGCCAUACCACAAAGAUCUUUAGCUUGGAUUCUCAUCACUUCAAAAAAUCACCUAUCGGCCUCGUUACGUGCUCGUCCCUCCCAUUCAGUCAAGGUAUGCCUAUACUACUACACUGCAGCUGAGCGUCAUACUCCGUUUCGUUUUGACUUUUUUCUCGGACAGCCGUUGAUGUUUAUGUGCGUUGGCACUCCAUUUGCAACACAGCGCUCAAUUAAACACUGUGCUGGAACUGUUCCCGAACUUCGGGAGCAUGAACGCAGCCUAAACGAAGAACUUCUCGCAAAAGCUAGUCAUGUGUGGUUGCAAAAACACAUGGAAGUAUCAAUGGAAACGGAGAACUGCUCUGAGGAGACUGAGGAGAUCCGCAAACUGGACUCUCAGCUAGACCACCUGAAUGACUACAUGUCAAAAAUGGAAGAGCGGCUGAAACUUCAUAAUGAGAAGCUGAUGGAAACGCUUCGGCAUCAAAAGGAGGAACGCGAGAAACGUCGGCGUAGCUUCCACGAGCGUAUGACGCAGAACCAAGCGGAAGACACAGCAUUUCAGCAACAGAUGGCAUCGAUCUUGAAUCGCGUGGAUUCGGUACGUAAUCGACAAUCUAUCUACGAUAUAGUUAACAGUAUGGACAUUCCUAAAGUACACAAGGUUUGAAUACUGUACUGACAGGCUGCCAUCAUCGUGUUAACAAUUUUUUCCUAUAUUCAUGUCGACUUCGUUAAUCAAAUUCGGCUUUUUUUGAAUUGCACUGACAUUUCGUUAGCGUUACGUGCAGUACGGAAGAUUCACUUGUAUUUUCAAUUUUUUUCGCAUCAUUUCAGAGAGUGUUUCCCAGUCUGUUUACGGUGAAAAUGCCCAGUUAACUUAUUGUGCAGAUUUUUCACUCAUUCGUGUCCUUCUAGCUUUCCGAACACUGUUCCUGUUAUGUACAUUCAUCAUUAUCCCAAUACUGCAUUGCAC
This is a messenger RNA of Cylicocyclus nassatus, 960 nucleotides long. The record is from the annotation of a GenBank genome assembly. Lineage: Eukaryota; Metazoa; Nematoda; Chromadorea; Rhabditida; Strongylidae.